AUGUCUGACUCUGAGACUGCUGAUCUGUCGAGCAAAUACGUCCUCCAAACCGCUGGUUUUGACGCUCGCUUUCCGAACACCAACCAGACGCGUCACUGCUUCCAGAACUACACGGACUACUUCAAGUGCGUUACCGCCAAGGGUGAAGAGUUCGCGCCAUGUAAACAGUUCAAGCGCGCCUACAACUCAUUGUGUCCUAAUGAAUGGAUAGCGAAGUGGGACGAACAGAGGGAGAACGGCACAUUCCCUGCGUCACUAGAGCCUUGA
Molecule: messenger RNA, 267 nt
Organism: Suillus paluster
Lineage: Eukaryota; Fungi; Basidiomycota; Agaricomycetes; Boletales; Suillaceae
Product: cytochrome c oxidase, subunit VIb
Exons: 6
Coding region: 1-267 (88 amino acids)
Cellular component (GO): mitochondrion; respiratory chain complex IV
Source: RefSeq, a predicted model, not a curated record